Molecule: messenger RNA, 333 nt
Organism: Strongyloides ratti
Lineage: Eukaryota; Metazoa; Nematoda; Chromadorea; Rhabditida; Strongyloididae
Product: ShKT domain-containing protein
Exons: 1
Coding region: 1-333 (110 amino acids)
Source: RefSeq, a predicted model, not a curated record
AUGAAAAUUUUACUUCUUUUAUUAUUUUCUACAUUAGGUUUAGCUCAACAAAAUUUUAUAAGCUGUAUUGAUAUAAAAAAAUAUAAACGUUGUGAAAAGGAAGAAUGGAAACAGAAUGUAUGUCAUCUUUGUCAAUCAAAAUGUAAAUUCAAAGAUCCUUAUUAUUGUAAAAAACCAGAAAUUGAAUACGAAUCAGGUUGUAAAGAUUAUUAUGAUACCUGUCCAAGCAAAAAAGAAUAUUGUUUCAAUAUACGAUUAUUUCAAGAACUUUUAGAAGAUUGCCCAAAAACAUGUGGCUAUUGUACUAAGAAUGGUUAUAAAAAACUUAGUUAA